AUCAAAUCUCCUUGCCUUAAGAAAACAUCCCUGAAGAUACAAAGUAGACCUUCAGGCUUCAAACCUCCAGAGCUCAGAUGGGCACAAGCAAGGGGCAGCUGAUGUACGAUGCUGUAAAGAUGAAGGAAACACUCUCAUCCUGGCCAGGAGACUCUGUGCAACCCUGAGGGACAAAGUGAGCUCGAGAGGAAGCAAAGACCCCUAGCCUUGCAGCUCUGCUUGCAGCCUGCCUGGGAAGCGCUGUUCCAGGAAACAGCACUGAACAGGGAACUGGGCUCAAAGUCAAGAUUGGCUGACUCAAGAAAGCACCUCUGCAAACAAAGCUGGCAGAGUAAAGGCUUCAACUCCUUUCCAUGGCAACCCACCAAAACCUUGCCUCGAAGAUCUUCUGUUUAUGCUGCAGGGACUGUGAGGAGCCCCAAGCCAUGGAUGACUCCAAGGUUCCCAAUAAAACCCAAGAGCUUCAGCCAUCAACCCAGAGUUUACAACUUCAGAAGGAUGAGUUCAACAAACAAAAUCCCAAGUACAUGAAUGCAGCUUCCCGCUUAUCUUUCGGAAAACCUCUGAUCCACUCAGAAAAGAGAGAUUCCUCCAGCAGCAGUGAGUUUGAGGAUAUAAAUGCAUAUGCUUCCCAACAAGGCUUUUACAAAAGAAACUUAAACCGCUACUCCCAGGAGCGCUGGCCAUUCCAACCGUGCCUCAUUGGGAGGCCCUGAGCAUUCUAGUUGGCAGUGCCCACGUGGGUCUCUGAGCUGUGCAGCUGCGGGAGCAUGUCCAUGAGGAAGAGAGCAGUGGACAGGAGUCAUGAAGACUGAUUCAGAAACUCCCCUGGAGGAGGAGAAGACGUCUGAGCCAUCCCUGUGCCACCGACAAGAGUCCUCCAGCUUCUGAAAAAGCCACAGUGGGAGGAGCUGCCUCCAAUUAAAGUCCUUGGUCACAUCACAGGAUCGUGUCCCUCCUGUUUUCCCCUCCCUUUUAUCAGGGAGUGUCUCUUCCAAAUGUCUUAUCUUUUUAUAUGUAUUGUCAUAUCUAACUUUAAAAUUAUUUUAACCUUUUGGAUAGCUUUGGAAAUAAUUUCAGGCUUAAGGAAAAGUUAAAAUGGUACAAAGAACUCCGAUGUACCUUCUACUCGGGCUUACCAGUUGUGUAUAUAUUUCCCCCAUUUGCCUUAUCACCUUUUCUCUCUCUCAUUUUCUUCCUGAACCACUUGAGAAUGUGCUGCGCACUUCACGCUUUUUUACUCCUAAAUACAUCUGUGUAUAUUUCCUAAUAAUAAGACUACUCUCUAUCAUAACUAUAGUAGAGUUGUCAAAGGCAAUAAAUUCAACGUUAAUGUAAUGCUCUUCAAAUUUCCUCAGUUGUCCCAAAAAUGUCUCGUAGCUACCCUUUUGCCCAGUCUAGCAUUUCAUCCAAGAUCAUAAAUUGCAUGUACUUGUCACAUUUCUUUAGUCUCCUUUAAUCUGGAACAGUUCUGUCUUCCUCUUUCAUGGCCUUUAUAUUUCUGAAGCAUACAGGUAGACCGGUUUUAUAAGAUGUCCCUCAGUGAACCUGAUGGUUCCUCAUGAUUCAAUUCAAGUGUUCCAUUUGGGACCGAAAUGCAGCAGAAGCAGCGCUGUGUCCUCCUCAGUGCAUCGUAUCAAGAGCUACGUGACGUGGGUAGGUUCCCUGAUGUGUGAUGUUAACUUAGAUCACUUGGCGGAAGCAGUGCCUGCUGCCAAUUGUCUCCACUGUAAGUUAUUAUUUCCCCCCUUUUUAAUUAAUAAGAAAUAUGGGAAUUCACCCAGGUUUCCUGGUACGUUAAUAUGGUUUAUUGCUUACAUUUAGAUCCCUAUUCCAUUUGACACUUGUUAGUAUCGUACGUAUGUGGAAUGCCUAACAUUUUUUUCCGAAUAAUCAUAUGGUUAUUCCAGCACAUUUAUUUAAAAGACCACUUUUGGGACCAGCAAAUGGAGCAAUGGUUACA
This is a messenger RNA of Tupaia belangeri chinensis (Chinese tree shrew), 1963 nucleotides long. It is a transcript of the gene TEX48, whose product is annotated as testis expressed 48. NCBI's taxonomy places the organism in Eukaryota, Metazoa, Chordata, Mammalia, Scandentia, Tupaiidae. The transcript is spliced from 5 exons. The coding region runs from base 354 to 716 and encodes 120 amino acids. The record is from RefSeq and is a predicted model, not a curated record.